CACAUCGGCUGUGUUGUUUCCGGUCUUAUGGCCGACUCACGCACGAUGAUCGAUAGGGCGCGCGUGGAAUGUCAGAAUCAUUGGUUUGUUUAUAACGAAAGGAUGACCGUAGAAUCCUGUGCACAAGCUGUCUCAAAUUUAGCAAUUCAAUUUGGCGAUUCAGACGAUGACGGUGCGGCAAUGUCACGGCCGUUUGGUGUAGCGAUACUUUUUGCGGGUAUUGAUGAAAAAGGUCCUCAGCUCUAUCAUAUGGAUCCUUCUGGUACAUUUGUUCAGUUCGAUGCCAAAGCCAUAGGAUCUGGCUCUGAAGGGGCUCAACAAAGUUUACAGGAAGUGUAUCAUCGUAGUAUGACUUUAGCAGAAGCAACGACCGCGUCUCUCACCAUUUUAAAACAAGUCAUGGAAGAGAAAUUGAAUUCUACCAAUGUAGAGGUGAUGACAAUGACGCCUAAGGGAUUAUAUCAUAUGUUCACUAAGGAAGAUGUUGAAGAGGCUUUAAAAAAUGUAGCACCAUUGGAACAGUCUCGAGGUGAUACCCCAGCUACAGGAUCCGGUGUGCAGGCAAAAACCAGUAGUGCUUAAUUCUUCACAUUAUUCUAAUAUUUUGUCAACUUUUUGCAUUUUGUUUUCUAAAUAAAUAAUGAACUGCA
This is a messenger RNA of Photinus pyralis (common eastern firefly), 650 nucleotides long. RefSeq names its product proteasome subunit alpha type-5-like. The coding region runs from base 28 to 582 and encodes 184 amino acids. The record is from RefSeq and is a predicted model, not a curated record. The transcript has 4 exons. Lineage: Eukaryota; Metazoa; Arthropoda; Insecta; Coleoptera; Lampyridae. Gene Ontology annotation, cellular component: proteasome core complex; proteasome core complex, alpha-subunit complex; nucleus.